Molecule: messenger RNA, 3825 nt
Organism: Mitosporidium daphniae
Lineage: Eukaryota; Fungi; Microsporidia
Product: 5'-3' exoribonuclease 2-like protein
Exons: 4
Coding region: 1-3825 (1274 amino acids)
Biological process (GO): nuclear-transcribed mRNA catabolic process
Cellular component (GO): nucleus
Molecular function (GO): 5'-3' RNA exonuclease activity; zinc ion binding; RNA binding
Source: RefSeq, a predicted model, not a curated record
AUGGGAGUCCCCGCCCUCUUCAAGUGGCUCAACAACAAGUAUCCAAGAAUCAUUUCCUCUGUAAUCGAAGACGAUGCUAUUGAUGAGAACGGGUCUUCAGCAGAUGGUGGCAAAUUGCCCGAUCUUUUGCAUCCAAAUCCAAAUGGCUUCGAGGUUGACAACCUCUAUUUGGACAUGAAUGGCAUUAUCCAUCCAUGCUGCCAUCCUGAGGAUGAAGACGCCCCUGCAGACGAAGAGGCCAUGUUUAACGCGAUAUUUGCAUAUAUUGAGCGCCUAUUUGCCAUGGCUCGACCGCGCCACUUGCUUUAUAUGGCCGUCGAUGGAGUGGCACCUCGUGCCAAAAUGAACCAGCAACGGUCACGCCGCUUCAGAGCUGCUCAGGAAGCCCAAGAACAAUUGGAGGCUAGCAAAAUAUUCCGAAACGCGCUUCGUAGCAACGGAGCCGAAGUAAUCCCAGAGCCAGAUGCCGAUAAGGGUGAUGGGCUACCUACACCGGGAAGCUUCGACUCCAACUGCAUCACGCCUGGAACAGCUUUUAUGGCAAACCUUAGCACGGCUCUUCGCCGCUUUAUCACAGAGAAAAUCUCUACGCAAAGCAGCUGGUCUUGUAUCCAGAUUAUCCUCUCAGACGCCUCCGUGCCUGGUGAGGGCGAACACAAGAUCAUGGAUUUCAUUCGCCAACAGCAGGCAGCACCGGGGUAUCCUCCAAGUAUGACUCAUGCCAUGUAUGGCCUUGAUGCUGAUCUCAUCAUGCUAGCCCUUGCUACGCACGAGCCCAACUUUUUUGUGUUGCGCGAAGAUGUCUUUGGCGAGCAGUCAGACAAGCGUCGCAACAACAAUUGCUACAGAUGCGGGGCCGCGGGACAUCAUGCAUCUGGAUGUACCUCUGCAGAGAUUUCACUCAAACGGAUGCGCACAACUUCUCCCCAUCAGCGAAAACCAUUUAUAUGGUUGAGCGUUGCCAUUUUACGCGAGUACUUGCAUUACGAGUUCACGUGGAAACGAUCUCCCAGAGUUGGGGAUUUCAAUUUUGAAGCUCUUAUAGAUGACUGGAUCUUUCUGAUUUUCUUUGUCGGCAAUGACUUUCUACCACAUUUGCCUUCUCUCUCAAUCCACGAAGGAGCCAUCGAUCUUCUACUUGAUCUCUAUAAACAGACCAUUCUUCCGGCAUCGAUGUCCAGCUCUCUGCAAAAACCAGUACCAACUUCCAGUCGUGGCCUUUUAGAGGAUGACUCAAGCAUUAUGCUGACACAUCGUGGGGAAGUCAAUGUUGCCAGAGUAAUUGAACUGCUAGCCCAUCUUGGAAAAUUAGAAGAUAAGAUUUUUGCUCUUAGAAAGGCACGUUAUGAAAGGUUUGAGUCUCCCAAAAAGACGGAUAGCUCGCUCCACAAUGCCACUAGCACUGGAGGAUCGGUAACAGACAAAAAUCUCGCUACCCCAGAAGUGGGGCUAACUUCCCCAAAUCCGGUUGUCACUCGUCGGUCCAGAAUUGCUGGUUCCGUCUCUUUAGAGCCUACGGCACUCAAAGCGCAAUUCUUUGAUCCAAACAAACCUGUUGCAGCUCCUCAAAAGAGAAAGAAUUUCGACGAUAAUAACAUGUCCAAUCCUGAGCCCACUCUAGAAGACAAAUCCAAGAUCCCAAAUUCCGAACAUGCAGCAAUAGAUGUCGGUCCUCUUCAACACCCCACAUGUGAACCGUUAAACCCGGAUGCCGCGCAGAAAGCCCCAGAUGAGAUUCACCUUUGGGAGGCAGGCGCCAAAGAAAAAUAUUACUUUGACAAACUCGGGUUUGCUCCAGAAGACACAGAGUCUAGAGCUGCCAUGGUACGCGCCUAUGUUGAGGGUCUGGCCUGGGUAAUGGCAUACUAUUAUAAGGGGUGUGUUUCAUGGACCUGGUUCUACCCUUUCCACUAUGCUCCUUUUGCCUCGGACUUUCAUCUGUUGGCGCGAGACAACGCUUCUAUCUCUUUUGCGAAAGGUUCUCCAUUUCGCCCUUUUGAGCAGCUACUUGGUGUGCUUCCAGAGGCCAGCUCAUCACUGCUGCCCUUAUCUUUUGCCAAGUUGAUGAGAAAUGUUGAUUCACCGAUAAUUGACUUUUACCCGACGACGUUCAAAAUUGACUUGAAUGGGAAAAAGCACAGCUGGAAAGGUGUAGCUUUGCUCCCAUUUAUCGACCAAAGCAGGCUUCUCACCGCAGCAUGUUCCAUUUCGGAAAAUAUGCUUUCUGAAGAAGAACAAAAGCGCAACCGUUUCGGCACCGAUCUCUACUUUGUAGGUGGGAAGAGCCAGACUCAUGAAUAUAUCCGCCAAAACUUUGAAUCGGCCAUGUCACUUUCGUUGAUGUUGAAUCCUCAAGGCGUUGAGGGCAAGAUAUCGACGACUGGCGUUGAGGGCAAGAUAUCGACGACUGGCGUUGAGGGCAAGAUAUCGACGACUGGCGUUGUGCACGACGACAAGGCCUCAGUAGCCCUAGUCCCUCAUGAAUUCAUCUUCGAAAACCCAUAUCCAGAGCGGCCCCUCUCAUUUGCCCCUGCACUUCUUCCUGGGGCAGCUAUUCCUCCACGCACGAUAUCGAUUGAUGAUUUCCGUCGAGCCAAGUUUUCGCGGCAAACUCUUCGAUCCACAUAUCCAGCCUCGCUAUUGCACCAUCACCACCACCAUUCGAUGCAUCGAGAGUAUGACGAAAAAUUGGAAGCAAACAAUGCCGCCGCUGUCUCGAAUAUCAAAGGCUUCAAUGCAGAAAGCUGGCAGCAGACACACGGCCUGCCCCAAGUUCAUCCCCAGUCUCAAGCAUAUCCACAGUACCAGUACGAUCCGCAACGGCCCUCCUAUCAACAGCAUGCCUAUCAUCAGCAGGCCUAUCAUCAGCAAUAUGGCAGUCAUAAUUCCGGGCCUAGAGAUGCCCGUUUUCAAAACCGCUCGCAUCAUCGCGAUCAGCCACCUUCACAGGCCUAUCAUAGCCGAGAUUCACCGCAGCAGUAUGCCAAUGCCAAUAGCGGGGCCUACCCGUCAUAUGGGGCCCAUCAUUCCCAGUCAAUACCAGCUCAACGGCCUUGUGAGUAUCCCAUGUUUCCUCCUCAAAAUCGGUAUGCUCCAGCAGAUCAAGAUUCCCAUCUAUAUGGUGAACGCUAUUCCUAUCCGCAAUAUCCAUCGCCCCAUGGCCAAAUCAAUCCAUAUGUGCAGUACCUUAGUAACAUGGCGAGUGGUCCCGCAGCGCCAGCAACUCAUAUCCCCUAUCCAGAUUAUGGAGCUACCCGGCAGAACCAUGGCCAUGGCAAGGAGAGGAAAAUUAAAGUGAUCCCAGUAAUUUCUAUCUUGCAAAAGGAAAUUAUUUUUUUAUGUUUAAGAGCAAUUUCUUAUGUGAGUGCUCCGGGUGUACCAGGAAGCACUUGGCUUGAGGCUUCUCUGCCGUUGUCGAAGUUGAGACAGGAGUGGAGAUGGACACGUACGGCUCACAUGAGGGGACAGUUACCGUUGAUAGGCGGUUUUUCAUGCAAGUUAUCGUACCAUGGUGGUGGGGAUGCGCACAGAGACCGUGUCCAAUUGGCUGGAGAUUUUGGUAAACAUACGCGUGCAUAUGCUGUUCAGAGUCACCGUGUCUGCGCCUCUGGAGCUUGUCACCACAGAAACGACCGUUCUGCAUGUUUCCUUUGUUUUUGUGACAACGAGAGGUGGGAGCUGUAUCGACGACACUACCGGGGUUGCGACGGUCAUGUAGCUGACAGAAAAAUUGGUAAAUGUCGAAACAGAUGUCUCCGUAACGGUCGUGACGCUGGUGCUGAUAUCCUGAGCGGUUGUCGUUGGCAAGAUGGAGGGUCGCGAUAA